UCCUCCUCCUCCUCCUCCUCUUCCAUCCUGGGUGUGGCCGCCUAUUUGCGCUCUGCUGCAGCUGCUGCGGCGAUGCCUCUGCUGCCUCCCUCUUCUUCCUCCUCCUCUUCUUCCUCCUCCAUCGGCUGAGGCCAGGCUUAACUGGACCGGGACCUGGUGCUGCUCCUUUCUUCUGCUUUUCGCGGAUCCGCCUUCUGGAGAGGGAUCCAGCCGUGCGUCAAAGCGCGCCGGGAGACUUGGCUGUGCGUAAAAAGGCAAAAGGAGACCUUCUCCGGCCUUGGGGCGGCUUCCAGGCGGGGACUGGGCCCCUCUCUUUCCCCAGACCCUUCCCCAGACCCUUCUCCCCUUCCCCGGCCAUGAGGCUUCCUCCAUCGCCCCUCUCCCCCAGAAGAAGCCCCCCGGGAAGCCUCCCCGACUUGCCUGGCGCGCCCGGCUCUCUGGCCUGAGACCCGCCGGGUCUUGCAUCCAGCCUCUGCUGGGAUUUGCCUCCCCGGCUGCGGAAAGAAGGAACAAGACACUGCAAGACCUUCCCCGCUUUCCUUAGAUCCAUUAUUGUGCUUCUGGAGCCCCCUCCUCCCUCUCCUCCCUUGCAGACUGGAUCCACUCUGAAUCCUUCCCAGAGAUCUCUUUUGCUUCCCUUGAAGAACACAAAUCUCUCCUCCCUUGUUUCUUCCGGAGCCAGACUGGAUCAACUCUGAAUCCUUCCCAGAGAUUUCUUUUGCUUCCCUUGGAGAACACAAAUUAAUUGCUUGUGGGGUUUGUUGUGACCUUAAUUUAAGUCCUCAGGCAGCCCAGAAGUGAGGACAAGACCUUUCUGGAUCCACAAUUUCUUACAGGAAGAAGGGGUGUUCUCGUCCUUUCUUUGCUUCUUCCUUCAGAUGGAGAAGCUCUGAAUCCUCCCUGGAGAUUUCUUCGGCCUCCUUCCCUUGUUUAUAAAAAGGCAGACAAUCUAAUAUAAAUAAUAUAAUAUACAACUUUAUUUAUAUUCUGCUCUGUCUCCCCAGGAGGACUCAAAUGAAUUGGGUGUUUUGGGGGAUUCUUGUUGUCACCUGAAGCUAAAGAGUGAUUUGGAUUUCAGGUGGGACACAUUGGAGAAGCUCUGAAUCCUCCCUGGAGAUUUAUUCGGCCUUCUUUCCUUGUUUUAAAAAAGGCAGACAAUAUAAUAUAAAAUAAUAUAAUAUACAACUUUAUUUAUAUUCCGUUCUGUCUCCCCAGGAGGACUCAAAUGAAUUGGGUGUUUUGGGGGAUUCUUGUUGUCACCUGAAGCUAAAGAGUGAUUUGGAUUUCAGGUGGGACACAUUGGAGAAGCUCUGAAUCCUCCCUGGAGAUUUAUUCGGCCUUCUUUCCUUGUUUUAAAAAAGGCAGACAAUAUAAUAUAAAAUAAUAUAAUAUACAACUUUAUUUAUAUUCCGUUCUGUCUCCCCAGGAGGACUCAAAUUAAUUGGGUGUUUUGGAGGAUUCUUGUUGCCACCUGAAGCUAAAGAGUGGUUUGGGUUUCAGGUGGGACAGAUUGGGGUGCCUUUUCCUGGGUGCAUGUUUUAGGCCUGUAAUGUAAGCUUUGGGAAAGAAGGAGCGGAGGAGGAGACCGAGGAGACGGAGGGAGGCGGCUUCAUUGUCUGCCUGGCGGAGAGAAGGAGGGAGAGGAGGAGGGAGGGCAGGGCAGGGCAGGUACUCCGAGGUGGAGGGAGGAGGAGGAGGAGUGCUGGACCCGGCCGACAAGAUGGCCUGGCCAUGCAUCAGCCGGGCAUGCUGCAUCGCCCGCUUCUGGAACCAGCUGGACAAAGCCGACAUCGCCGUGCCUUUGGUCUUCACCAAAUACUCCGAAGCCACCGAGAUCCCCGGCACCCACCUGGUCCUCCAGCAGCAGCCCGUCCAGCCGUCCUUGGCCCUGCCACGCCCGUCUUCGGCCAUUGAGACCCAGCCCACGGCCACUGCUGCAGCAUCCCACGGGGGAGGUGACUCUGGCACCGGGGACCAUGUGGCCACCGCAGGGUCAUCCGGGGCGCUCCACAAAACCAGCUCCAAGGAGCCCCUGGCCCCUGACUCGGUGAUGCAUCAGGACUACAAGGCCUGGAAAUUCCAGCGGCCCGAGCCCAGCUGCAAGCCCAAAAGCGAAUACCACCCGUCGGAGACGCCUUUCGAUAGCGAGAGCCAGUACCAGAAGGAUUUCAGGGCCUGGCCCAUCCCCAAAAGAGGGGACCACCCCUGGAUCCCCAAGCAGAUGCCCAUCCCUCCUGUGGACCUGGACAAGGGCUCCAAGGAAAGGUCUGGAAGCCAAGAGAGGAGGAAGAAGGUAUCAUCCGGCCAGGAGCCAGAGAAACCCAGCAAAGAUGCGGAGGCCAAGCCAAGCAGGCCUGAAGAAGCCAGGGUCAAGAAGGUCAAGAAGCGAGUCCAUGUCAUGGAGGAUGGAGCUGUCCAGCAGCAGCAACAGCAACCACAGUCAGGCUCCUCAGCACCACAGGAGAGCGGCAAAGGGAGAGCAGCAGUGGACGCCCUCAACCAGCAGAUCAAGAAGGAAGUCACGGCCCGGGUGAGCACAUCUUCCUACAGAAAUGAUUUCCGACCCAGGACAGACAGCAAGCCGGCGAAACCCAUCAAAGCAAAGUCGCAGUACAAACCUCCAGCAGAGAAGAUGUUUCACCAAACAAGCUACAACACCCAAUUCACUGCCGAAGGUGCAAAGCCCGGGCCGUCGGAUAACAAAUUCCUCGAACACAGGAGGAUACGCAGCCUCUACAGCGAGCCCUACAUGGAAACAUCGAGGGUGGAGAAGCCGAGCCCGCAGCCUUCUAAACCAAAAAAGACGACCACAAGCCAUAAACCGCUGAAAAAGGCCAAAGAUAAGCAGGUGGCGUCCAGCCGGGCAUCGAAGAAGAAGAGCGCCGAGGGCUCCGGCGGGGCGAACGUGGCGGCCGAGGACAAGGAGAAGAGCAAAGAGAUGAACAAUAAACUGGCCGAGGCGAAAGAGACCCCCGAUAAACCCACCGGUGCUACAGCCAAGGAACCUCGUUCCUUAGGACGGGACCAACCUUCAGGAGUUAACCCCCUGCCCCCCAUUCCUGAGGAAGCGGCUGGGACAAGCAUGUCACUUGCAUGAAAGUUGUAAGGAAUACAAUAUAAAACACAUACACACACACAUACACAUACAUAUCCACAUAUAAAAUCUUAAAACAUUCAAUAAACUGGUGCUGAAUACUCA
Messenger RNA from Anolis carolinensis (green anole), 3199 nucleotides. RefSeq names its product microtubule associated protein 6 (gene map6). The record is from RefSeq and is a predicted model, not a curated record. Gene Ontology annotation, molecular function: calmodulin binding; microtubule binding. Lineage: Eukaryota; Metazoa; Chordata; Lepidosauria; Squamata; Anolidae. Gene Ontology annotation, cellular component: microtubule; dendrite; axon. The coding region runs from base 1721 to 3097 and encodes 458 amino acids. Gene Ontology annotation, biological process: microtubule cytoskeleton organization; positive regulation of axonogenesis; regulation of microtubule cytoskeleton organization. The transcript has 4 exons.